Aureobasidium uvarum is the source of this 855-nucleotide messenger RNA. NCBI's taxonomy places the organism in Eukaryota, Fungi, Ascomycota, Dothideomycetes, Dothideales, Saccotheciaceae. The record is from the annotation of a GenBank genome assembly.
AUGUCUAUUCCUCGCUCUUCUUCUGCUCGCACGAUCAUUCAUGUUAAUGGAUCCUUCAUUGGUGGUACUUGCUUCCUCGACCUGCCGCUCGAACUACGCACGAUGGUCUACGACUUGAGCAUACUCAAACAACAGAGAUGGGCUUUCCCUUUGCCUGGCCAACCUAAAGCCAAGGUAAUGGGAAUUAACUUGUUGCAAUCCUGCAAACAGGUCCGCCAGGAACUUUACGAUCGAAUUUGGAUCAAGACUUGGUACAUCAGCUUCCCGUUUCCUUCAGAUCGUGUAGAUGGUCCCUCCAUUGACCUUUCUUACGCGGUCUCUCGUCUGAACACUGAAGCGUUGGCAAAUGUGACCGCGCUUCAUCUGAAUGUCGACAUCGCCCGCAAACCGUAUUCGGUAUUUGGCUUGAUCGACCUGCAAAUAUUGGCUGUGUUCAAAUCUCUCAUCAGAGUAUUUGUAUGUUUUGAACUCGGGCAUAUCGACCAAGCUCAGCCUGAAGAUCAAAUGGCAGCCAUGACCAAAGAGAUACCGUUGCUGACCGGAUAUCUCGUACAAAUGCUCAUACAGACUCCUAAGCACGUUACUGUCGCGUGGUUCUUGAGGUACCGAGAUGGUCCCAGAAAAUCCUCAGAGUUCGUACAUCCUACAUGGGUGGGUUUGGGCGAUCUUGUCGAAAGAUACAAGGACUUAAGAGGUUUGGUCUACAAAUCUGGAAUCGCCGACGUUUCCUCCAACAUCAGUGGGAGUUCGGUAAGUCAAUCAUCAGCGAUCUUUGGUCAUCUUAUAUUGACAACUGCAGCCAUGUUGAUUCAUGAAACUUCGCUCUUUCAGAUCACAUCGCGUGAACACGGCUGA